Angiostrongylus costaricensis is the source of this 357-nucleotide messenger RNA. The record is from the annotation of a GenBank genome assembly. NCBI's taxonomy places the organism in Eukaryota, Metazoa, Nematoda, Chromadorea, Rhabditida, Metastrongylidae.
AUGUCUGCUCGACUCUCGAAGGUGGAUUUGCGUCGUGAUGUCGACUAUUUGAAGUCAGUCGUGAGCUUCGCGGUCUUUGCUCCAGAACACAACGGCGAAGAUCUCAUUACGAAUCCGAUGUGCACGCAACUGAUAUAUUCAGAAUUUCAGCUGGAAUUUCCACGAUUCGGUCGACGACGAUGUAAGAAGAUCACAAUGUCAAACGUCUCCCAAAGAAAAAUUCUUUGGAAACUGCGGUCCAAUAUUGCCCAUUUUCUUUUGGCAACACCAACAGCUGGUAUAUUAGAGGCCGGACAACACGACUAUGUAAAAGUGACCAUGAACGACAACUGCAUAGAAAAUGGAAAGGUACUGUAA